AUGGGACAUUGUGGCACCAUUGAGGCCACUGACAAAGGUGAGGAUCCUGCAGAGUAUCGUUUCGUUUGUGGGUGGUGUGCUAUCCGCAUUUGUGCGGGGUGUAGGGAUGAACUCCGCUUUCAGGAUAAUCGCCUGAUGGACCUGCUGCGGGUCAUUCAGGCGCGCGGGGGAGGGGAUGGCCUAGGAGAUCUAAAUUCACCUUCAGAGUUGAACAUCAAAAUACAGCCAAGGGUGCCCAAGAUGGGAGAUACACAACUACCGGCAGAUUUGUCUGCUCCCACUCUAGCGACAGGCGCUGAGGAGUUGGAAAAUUUGUCGCAUUUUGGACCACCUAACUUUUCGGGAGGCUCCACCGCGAUAUCUCGUCCGAAACCUGGCGGUCCUGGGUCCGAAACUGGCAGACCCCGGAAAAGGUUGACGGAGUUUGAGGAGUAUGAUGGUGAGCCGUGUUGGCCCCCACCAACAAGGGGCAAAAGGGAUCCGACCCUGAGCCAGAGGGCUGAACUCGCAAAUAUCGAAGAAUAUCCUCGGCAGAUAUCAUCUUCCCACGCACCCAUUAGAACAUCCGGUGUGAACUCACAGAGGAGGCCAUACCAACGCUUACCUGGCCCUCCACAAUGGAAUCAGCGCGGGCCGACGCCUCAACCCCGUGACCCGCUCAUUCCUCGGGGGAGGUCUCCCAAGGCGGAUUCACCGGAGCCGGGACGGGAGUCGGAUAGGGAGUCAGAGGCACCAGUUGAACCGAAUGAUGGUAAACAGACGCACCAACAUGUGCAACUUUCCCACCAGGGGUCGCCGCCACGUCAGCCAUCGCCACUGGUUCAAGUAUCACCCCCGCAAGAACCCUUGUCACCUCUUCAGCCCUCACCGCCCGAACAUGAAGCUAUUCCGAGCUCAGCACUAAAAGUGGCUGGGCAACAAGAGGUAACAUUGACACCGCCGCCGAAGUCGCCGAGGCGUAAGGGAUCUCCAGCGAUAAGUAUGGUUGAUGUUCCGAGAAUGCUAAGGGUUGAUGAACCAGAGGUUACCCAAGCAAAGGUUACGCAGCCUGAAGCUAGAAAUCCAGGAGCUAGACAGGCUGGGGUCGGGCAGCCAGAGGUCAGCUUGGAGCAUAUUGAGAAAACGGAGAUUAAGCUACCCAGGGCUAAGCAACAGCCAACUCCAGAGUUAGGUCGACCUCAAGUCGAGAAAAAACAAGAAACGCGCGCCAAGCCCCCACUGCCUAGCACUAUCCCACAACGGGAGCGGACCCCCGGACUUGAUAAACCAUCUCGAUCCACUCCAUCGCCUCGACCGGAGCCCGCCCAAGUGACAAAGAUGGGAGAAAGGUUGGAAGAAUCCGUAUUCAUGGGCAAUGGUAUGCCUCAGCCGGUUGAGAAAGCGCUGGGGUCAGAGGUGGUGAAACUAGAUCCGGUUCCUAUACAGAUGCCUAAACUGGCUGAGCCCAUACCGGUGGCAAAGCAGGAGAAAUCCGUUCAAUCACUGACUAAACAGGAAAAGGCUUUACCGGAACCGCCAAAACUGGUCAGCAACAUGAUAGGCGAUCCUACGAUUUCGAUGCCCGUCACUCCUCCUAAGCGACCGGUAUAUCCUACCAAACCUGAGCCUAAUAUCGAUCUUUCGUACUUUAACCUCAAGCCGACUACAACACAGGAGAGGUACAAGUUACCGGAUAGUAUGCAGUUGCCUGAGAUAGAUUUCGGAGGUGCAUUGGAUACGAUGGCAAUCACAGACGACCUUUUGGGAAGACCCGCCAGAGCCCAUCAGAAGCCGCCGGCGGCACCAAUAAGACUAGAAGGGGAAGAGAAGGAAGGAAGCAUUUCGGGGAGCAUGAAGGAUAAAAAGAAGUGGCGGCUUCCAGGAUUCGGAAAGAAGAAGGUGGAGAAAAAGUAGUGUUUAGUGGUUUGGAUUCAGCGGUGAUAUUAUGGGGACGGGGUGAAUGGAAAAGGGGGGACGGGGAGAUGGAUAGAAGGAAUGAGAUGGGGGGAUGGGGGGAGGGGGAAAAGUUUGAAUAUGAUACCUGGACCCACGGCUAAUGGCCUUUUUUCUACUGCCUGCUUUACUUUGCUUUGCUUUGCUUUAACGAUUUCUCUGCCUUUUUCUACUAUCAUACUUGCCUGCCUACAUACUGGGUACCUAAUUGUUCCUUUGUAAAUUUCCUCUUUUGUCUCCUUUCUUCUUUGAUUUGCAUUUUCCACGUUAUGUGUUGGAUACAAGGACAGCAAAACUCUUAUACUACUCGAACAUAGAUAAUUUCCUUCUGUCAAUAGCGCUACGGGGGGGGGGUUCUUCCAAAGGGGUUCUUUUUUAACUUUCAAUCUUACUUAAUCUUUGCCGUUUUUGUUCAGACGAGUCAGGAUUAUCUUUGGCUUUUUUCCUUUUCUUUUUCACUUUUGUUUUUUUUAGCGGGUUCCGGUGGGCGGGGGGUUAGGGGAGUGGGUAUAUAUGGGUGAAUUGGAAAAUGGAAUACUGGUAGGUUGGUUCUGGAACGUUUCUAUCAUGCCCUUUUUUAUUGAAUACCCUGAGCGAGGUGAGGGAUAAUAAUUUCUCUCGGAAGAGAAGCUGAGGUUAUCUUAUCAGGUGGGGAAGGUUUCAUAUAUCUGUUGUAAAAAGUGCUGAAGGGGAUCGCUCUAGUGAAUUAAUUUAUCU
Tuber melanosporum (Perigord truffle) is the source of this 2649-nucleotide messenger RNA. RefSeq lists its product as uncharacterized. NCBI's taxonomy places the organism in Eukaryota, Fungi, Ascomycota, Pezizomycetes, Pezizales, Tuberaceae. The transcript has a single exon. The coding region runs from base 1 to 1893 and encodes 630 amino acids. The record is from RefSeq and is a predicted model, not a curated record.